AUGAAGAACAUUUGCUGGCUUAUUCUGAAACUUGUCAAUGUUGCGACUCUUGGCCACAUAUGGAUUUCUGUGGUACAGUGUACGGUUUUACACAGCUGCCUGAAGUCAUGUGUAACUAACCUGGGCCGGCAGCUUGACAUUGGCACACCAUAUAAUCUGAGUGAAACUUGCAUCCAGGGAUGUCAUUUUUGGAACUCUGUAGAUGAGGAAAACUGUGCUUUAAAGUGUAGAGAAUCAUGUGAGGUCGGCUGCAGGAGUGCUGAAGGUGCAUUUGAGGAGGAAGUGCUAGAAAAUGCUGAUUUCCCCACUGCACCCUUUGCUUCUUCUAUUGGAAGCCAUGGUGUGACCUUACGAUGGAAAUCUGCCAACAUCUCUAGAGUAAAAUACAUCAUUCAGUGGAAAUAUGCACAACUUCCUGGAAGCUGGACUUAUACUGAGGCCAUGUCCAAGCUCUCAUAUGUGGUACAGCCCCUGCAUCCCUUCACUGAGUAUAUUUUUCGAGUGGUCUGGAUCUUCACAGCCCAGCUCCAGCUGUAUUCUCUGCCAAGUCCCAGUUACAGGACUCAGCCUUAUGGAGUUCCUGAGACUGCUCCUUCCAUUAGAAAUAUUGAGAGCUCGAGUCCCGACACCGUGGAAGUCAGUUGGGCUCCACCCCAAUUCCCAGGAGGACCUAUUUUGGGUUAUAACUUAAGACUGAUCAGCAAAAAUCAACAAUUAGAUUCAGGGACACAGAGAACCAGUUUCCAGUUUUACUCCACUCUGCCAAAUACCACCUACAGGUUUUCCAUUGCAGCAGUAAAUGAAGUUGGUGAGGGGCCAGAAGCAGAAUCUAGUAUUACCACUUUAUCCUCAGCAGUUCAAGAAGAGGAACAGUGGCUCUUUUUAUCCAGAAAAGCUUCUCUAAGAAAGAGGUCUUUAAAACAUUUAGUAGAUGAAGCGCAUUGCCUUCAGUCAGAUGCUAUACACCAUAAUAUUACAGGAAUAUCAGUUAAUGUCCACCAGCAAGUCGUUUAUUUCUCGGAAGGGACUCUCAUAUGGAUGAAAGAGGCUGCCGACAUGUCUGAUGUGUCUGACCUGAGAGUUUUUUACAAAGGUUCAAGAUUAAUUUCUUCCAUCUCUGUAGACUGGCUUUAUCAGAGAAUGUAUUUCAUCAUGGAUGAACUGGUGUAUGUCUGUGAUUUAGGAAACUGCUCGAACAUUGAGGAAAUUACUCCUCCCUCAAUUACCGCACCUCAGAAAAUUGUGGCUGAUUCGUACAAUGGGUAUGUCUUUUAUCUCCUGAAAGACGGCAUUUAUAGAGUAGAUCUCCCCGUGCCAUCUGGUCGGGACUCAGAAGCCCUACAUAUUGUGGAGAGUUGCACAUUAAAGGACUUUGCCGUGAAGCCACAGUCCAAACGAAUUAUUUACUUCAAUGACACCGCUCAUGUCUUCAUGUCAACAUUUCUGGACGGCUCUGCUUCCCAUCUUGUCCUAGCUCAUGUCUCCUUUGCUGAUGUGAAGAGCUUUGCUUGUGAAAACAACGACUUCCUUGUCACAGAUGGCAAGGCCGUUUUCCAGCAGGACUCUCUGUCUUUUAAUGAGUUCAUCGUGGGAUGUGACCUGAGUCACAUAAAAGAGUUUGGAUUUGGUAACCUGGUCAUCCUCAGCUCCUACGCUCAGCCGUACCCCCUGCCAGGCCGCCCACAGCAGCUCUCCGUGCUCUUUGGCUCCCACCAGGCCCUGGUUCAGUGGAAGCCCCCUGCCUUCGCCAUCGGAGCCAAUGAAUUCACUGACAACCUUUUGUUUGCCCUUGCCUGUCUCAUCUUGGUGAGUAAUAUGGUUUAACUCUUCUGACUAGGCCCUUCUGCCUGGCAGAACUGGAUUUAUGAGGUAAAAGUAUCAACCCAAGACUUUCCUGAAAUCACUCACGUUUUCUCGAACAUCAGUGGGACCGUGCUUCAUGUGUCUGAGCUGCAGAGUGCUACAAAAUACAAGAUUUCUGUGAGAGCCAGUUCUCCCAAGGGGCCAGGCCCUUGGUCAGAGCCUUCGGUGGGUACUACCCUGGUGCCAGCUUCAGAACCACCAUUUAUCAUGGCUGUGAAAGAAGAUGGUCUUUGGAGUAAGCCAUUGAAUAGCUUUGGCCCAGGAAAAUUCUUAUCCUCUGAUAUAGGAAAUGUGUCAGACAUGGAUUGGUAUAACAACAGCCUCUACUACAGCGACAUGAAAGGUGAUGUUUACGUGUGGCUGCUGAAUGGGACGGAUAUCUCAGAAAAUUAUCACAUAUCCAACAUUGCAGGAGCAGGGGCUUUAGCUUUUGAUUGGCUGGGUCAAUUUCUCUACUGGACUGGAAAGACAUAUCUGAUACAAAGGCAGUCUCUGUUGACAGGGCACACAGACAUUGUGACUCAUGUGAAGUUGUUGGUGAAUGACAUGGUGGUGGAUUCAAUUGGAGGUUAUCUCUAUUGGACUACACUAUACUCAGUGGAAAGCACCAGGCUAAAUGGAGAAAGUUCCCUGGUACUACAGGCACAGCCUUGGAUUUCUGGGAAAAAGGUAAUUGCUUUAACUUUAGACCUUAGCGAUGGGCUCCUGUAUUGGUUGGUUCAAGACAGUCAAUGUAUUCACCUGUACGCAGCUGUUCUUCGGGGGCAGAGCUCUGAGGAGACCAACAUCACAGAAUUUGCAGCCUGGAGUACUUCGGAAAUUUCCCAGAAUACACUGAUGUACUAUAGUGGUCGACUCUUCUGGAUCAAUGGCUUUAGGAUUAUCACAGCUCAGGAAAUAAGUCAGAGAGCCAGUGUCUCUGUUUUGGAACCAGCCAAAUUUAAUCAGUUCACAAUUAUUCAGACGUCCCUCAAGCCUCUGCCAGGCAACUUUUCCGUUACCCCCAAGGUCAUCCCAGAUUCUGUUCAAAAGUCUUCAUUUAGAAUCGAAGGGAAUGCUUCAAGUUUUCAAAUCUUGUGGAAUGCUCCCCCUGCAGUGGAUUGGGGUGUAAUUUUCUACAGUGUGGAAUUCAGUUCUCAUUCUAAGUUCCUGGCUAGUGAACAACAGCUUUUACCUGUAUUUACUGUGGAAGGGCUGGAGCCUUAUGCCUUCUUUAAUCUCUCUGUCACUCCUUAUACGUACUGGGGAAAAGGCCCCAAAACAGCUCUGUCACUUCGAGCACCUGAAACAGUUCCGUCGGCACCACAGAACCCUAGGAUAUUUGUAUUACCAAGCAGAAAAUACCAUAACCAGAAUGAAGUUGUGGUGGAAUUUCGAUGGAAUAAGCCUAAGCAUGAAAAUGGUGUGUUUACAAGAUUUGAAAUUUUCUACCAAAUAUCCAACCAGACAGACACAAAUGAAACUUUUGAAGACUGGAUCGCUAUCAGUGCGGCUCCCCCGGAGAUGUCUUUUCAGCUUGAACGCAUGAGUCCUGGGUACACGGUCGCCUUCCAGGUUCGAGUCUUCACAUCCAAAGGACCUGGACCAUUUUCUGAAAUAGUAAAGUCCAAAACAUCAGAAAUCAUCCCAUUUCCAUACCUCAUAACUCUUUUUGACAGCAAGAUAGUGUUAUUAGAUAUGGAUCAAAAUCAAAUUGUAUGGACGUUUUCAACAGAAAGAGACAUCAGUAGCAUGGGCUACACAGCUGAUGAUGGAAUGGGGUAUUAUGCUCAAGGAGACUCACUCUGCCUUCUGAAUAUGCACAACAGGUCCACUUCUGAGAUUUUCCGAGAUACACUGGUUUUUGAUAUCACAAUUAUUACAAUUGACUGGAUUUCAAGGCAUCUCUACUUUGUGCGAAAAGCAUCACAAAAUGGAAUGCAAAUAUUUGAUGUUGAUCUUGAACACAAGGUGAAAUACCCCAGAAAGCUGAAAAUUUGUAAUAGAAAUUCAACAAUAGUCUCUUUUUCAGUAUAUCCUCUUUUAAGUCGCCUGUAUUGGACAGAAGUUUCCGAUUUUGGCUCUCAGAUGUUCUACUACAGUAUUAUCAACCAGACCUUGAGUCACAUUCUUCCACCCAUAGCUACAAACCAUUCAAAUGGAAGGAGUCGGUGUUUUUGUGGUGUUUCCCAAUUUGAGUUUAGUGGAACAAUGACGAUUGAUACCUCUGACCUAAAGAAACCGCAGAUAUAUUUUGUCAAAGGGCAAGAGAUCUGGGCCAUGGAUCUGGAAGGAUGUCGGUGUUGGCAAGUUCUCACGGUGCCCACUCUGCUUGCAGGAAAAACACCUGAAAGCUUAACUGUGGAUGGGGAAUUUCUAUACUGGAUCUCCUCGGCGAAGGACCGCACACAGAUUUAUCAAGCAAAGAAAAGCAAUGGGGCCAUUGUCUCUCGGGUGAAGGCCGAAAGGAGUAAGCGUAUCUUGGCUUACAGUUCAGUUCUGCAGCCUUUUCCAGAUAAAGCAUUACUGCAUCUAGCUUCAGAUAUAGCAGAGCCAACUAUACUUAACACCACUAACACCAGCCUCACAAUCAGAUUAUUGCCCACCAGGACCAACCUCUCGUGGCCCGACAUCACCAGACCUACUCCAACAUACCUGGUUUAUUACAAAGAAGUUAAUGACGGGAAAACCAGCUCUGAGCUGGAAUAUAAAAUGCUGGAGUUUCAGGAGAGGAUAGUCCUUAUUGAUGGUUUACAACCAUUUUCAACAUAUGUGAUACAGACAGCGAUAAAGAAUUAUUAUUCAGACCCUGUGGAACGGUUACCUCUGGGAAAAAAGAUUUGGGGAAAAACUAAAAGUGGAGUGCCUGAGGCAGUUAGGCUCAUUAACACGACUGUGCAGUCAGACACCAGCCUCCUUAUAUCCUGGAGAGAAUCUCACAAGCCAAAUGGACCUAAAGAGUCAGUCCGCUAUCAGUUGGCAAUCUCACAUCUGCCUCUAAUUCCAGAGACCCCUCUAAGACCAAGUGAAUAUCCAAAUGGAAGACUCGCUCUCCAUGUUACUAGACUGUCCGGUGGGAAACUGUAUGUGUUAAAGGUUCUGGCCUGCCAUGCUGAGGAAAUGUGGUGUGCUGAGAGUCAUCCUGUCGCUGUCAAAAUGUUUGACACACCGGAGAAACCGUAUGCCUUGGUUCCAGAGAACACUAGUUUGCAAUUAGAUUGGAAGGCUCCAUCUGAUGUUAACCUCACCAGAUUUUGGUUUGAACUCCAGAAGUGGAAAGACAAUGAGUUUUCCCGUGUUAACGCUUCAUGCAUCCAAGGCCUGGCUUACGUGUGUAACAUCACAGAUCUACAGCCUUACACGUCCUAUACCGUCCGCGUAGUGGUGGUUUAUAGGACAGGAGAAAAUAGUACCUCACUCCCAGAAAGCUUUAAGACAAAAGCUGGAGUCCCAAGCAAACCAGGCAUUCCAAAAGUAUUAGAAGGGAGCAAAGAUUCAAUACAGUGGGAAAAAGCUGAAGAUAACGGAAGCGGGCUUAUGUACUAUAUCCUUGAGAUCAGAAAGGGCAUUUCAAAUGAUUCACAGAACCAGAAUUUAGUGUGGAAGAUGGCAUUUAAUGGAUCCUGCAGUAGUAUUUGCACAUGGAAGUCCAAAAACCUGAAAGGAAGAUUUCAGUUCAGAGUAGUAGCUGCAAAUAAUCUGGGAUUUGGUGAUUACAGUGGAAUCAGUGAGGAUAUUCUGUUAGUUGGAGAUGGUUUUUGGAUACCAGAAACAAGCUUUGUACUUACUAUUAUAAUUGGAAUAUUUCUGGUUGUUACAAUCCCAGUGGUCUUUGUCUGGCACAGAAAAUUAAGGAAUCAAAAAACUCCCAAGGAAGGGCUGACGGGUCUCAUAAACGAAGACAAAGAGUUGGCUGAGCUCCGUGGUCUGGCACCUGGAAUAGGGCUGGCUAAUGCCUGCUAUGCCAUACAUACUCUUCCAACCCAAGAGGAGAUUGAAAGUCUUCCUGCCUUCCCUCGGGAAAAACUGACUCUGCGCCUCUUGUUGGGAAGUGGGGCCUUUGGAGAAGUGUAUGAAGGGACAGCAGUGGACAUCUUAGGAGCCAGAAGUGGAGAAACCAAAGUAGCAGUGAAGACUUUGAAGAAGGGCUCCACAGACCAGGAGAAGAUUGAGUUCCUGAAAGAGGCACAUCUGAUGAGCAAGUUUAACCAUCCCAACAUUCUGAAGCAGCUUGGAGUUUGUCUGCUGAACGAACCUCAAUACAUUAUCCUGGAACUGAUGGAAGGAGGAGACCUUCUUACCUAUUUGCGUAAAGCCCGGAUGACAAAGUUUCACGGUCCUUUACUCACCUUGGUUGACCUCGUAGAUCUGUGUGUAGAUAUUUCAAAAGGUUGUGUCUACUUGGAGCAGAUGCACUUCAUUCACAGGGAUCUGGCAGCUCGGAAUUGCCUUGUCUCUGUGAAAGACUAUACCAGUCCAUCACGGGUAGUGAAGAUUGGGGACUUUGGACUCGCGAGGGACAUCUAUAAAAAUGAUUACUAUAGAAAGACAGGGGAAGGCUUACUCCCCGUUCGGUGGAUGGCUCCAGAAAGUUUGAUGGAUGGAAUAUUCACUACUCAAUCUGACGUAUGGUCUUUUGGAAUUCUGAUUUGGGAGAUUUUAACUCUUGGUCAUCAGCCUUAUCCAACUCAUUCCAACCUUGAUGUUUUAAACUAUGUGCAAACAGGAGGGAGACUGGAGCCACCGAGAAAUUGUCCUGAUGAUCUGUGGGAUUUAUUGACCCAGUGCUGGGCUCAAGAACCUGACCAAAGACCUACUUUCCACAAAAUUCAAGACAAGCUUCAGUUAUUCAGAAAUGUUUCCUUAAAGAGUAUUUCUCAAUGCAGAGAAGAAGCAGACCCCAGUGGAGUCAUAAAUGAAGGCUUUGAAGAUGAAGAUGGCAGUGUGAUCUGUUUGAAUUCAGGUGAUGUUAUGUCAAUAGCCUUAAUGGAAACCAAGAACCAAGAAGGCUUAAACUAUAUGGUACUUGCCACAGGUUGUAGCCAAGGUGAAGAAAAUUCUGAGGGUCCUCUAGGCUCCAAGGAAUCUGAAUCUUGUGGUCUGAGGAAAGAAGAGAAGGAACCACAUGCGGACAAAGAUCUCUGCCAAGAAAAACAAGUGGCUUACUGCCCUCCUGGCAAGCCUGAAGGCCUGAACUAUGCCCGUCUCACUCAUAGUGGAUAUAGAGAUGGGUCUGAUUAAUAGCUCUGUUUGGGAAAUGCAGAGUUGAGAUAAACACUCCCAUUAAGUAGUUACUGAAAGAAAACCCUAGUAGAAUGAAAGAUGUGGUGGUACUCUAUGACUCCAAAUUAACACCGAAAAGUUCCUGACUUCCUGAAUUCUUGGUUCCAAGAGCCAUUUGAUUUCAGUUGUGACAAUCCCCAUAACAACUGC
Messenger RNA from Odobenus rosmarus divergens (Pacific walrus), 7275 nucleotides. It is a transcript of the gene ROS1, whose product is annotated as c-ros oncogene 1 , receptor tyrosine kinase. Gene Ontology annotation, molecular function: protein binding; transmembrane receptor protein tyrosine kinase activity; ATP binding. The record is from RefSeq and is a predicted model, not a curated record. The transcript is spliced from 43 exons. Gene Ontology annotation, biological process: regulation of TOR signaling; positive regulation of kinase activity; cell surface receptor protein tyrosine kinase signaling pathway. Lineage: Eukaryota; Metazoa; Chordata; Mammalia; Carnivora; Odobenidae. Gene Ontology annotation, cellular component: signaling receptor complex; membrane.